This is a messenger RNA of Sitophilus oryzae (rice weevil), 1719 nucleotides long. RefSeq lists its product as uncharacterized. NCBI's taxonomy places the organism in Eukaryota, Metazoa, Arthropoda, Insecta, Coleoptera, Curculionidae. The transcript has 4 exons. The coding region runs from base 302 to 832 and encodes 176 amino acids. The record is from RefSeq and is a predicted model, not a curated record.
UACAGAUGACUGCUAGGUGGUGUAAAAGAAAUAGAGAGCAUGUUUCAUGUUAGCACAGAUUUCUAAUUUGUACUGUUGGUAAACAAAGUUGUGGUUGUAAAUUUAUGGUUGUAAAUACUGAACGAAUGAAGUGUUUAAAAGGUCUGCACGUACAAUCAAAGGUAGCUGACAAAAUUUAGACAGAAUUUUAUACGUUCAAUCGAUAGAAUAUUGACAUAAAUAUGAUUCAUGAUUAAUUUAUAAACAAAGGCGUUUUAUAUAUCUGUAAUUAAUUGACAAAAACGGUAAAACGGAUACAAUCAUGGACCAGUUAAGUAUUGAAAAAGGACUAACGAUUUCUUAUUUAUUAUGUGCUAUUAUGGGUAUAAUAUCAUCUGUUACUACUGGUAUAGCAUGGGGUCAUUGGUAUCUCAGUUUAGAUCAAUGUGGCAUAGGCCGAAAUUGCAGUUGUAUCUUGUAUGGACAAAACACAUUUUCUAGAUUUCUGGGUGGUGGACAAGCUCCGUGCAUAUGGAUAACUUAUGGACCUCUUCUUUAUGUAUUUCUAGCCAUUUGCAUGACUUGUUUUCAUGGAUACAGGGUACUAUUUACUACCAAAUCUCCAAAAAUGAGAACUAAAAGAUCUGUUAUUGCUAGAAUGAAUCAUGGGUCAUCUGUUCAAAUUGAAACCAUAGCCCAGGAAGAUAUAAGUUCUUUAUACCGCUGUUUUUGGAUUACCAUUUAUUAUAUUGGAUAUGCUCAAAUAUCGUCGACUUGCAUACACAGGAGUGUAUCUGAAAAUUCUGUAAUUUAUGCAAUUCUAAAAUGUUGGCCCAAGAGAAACUUACUGUGAGAAAGCAAUUCUAAAUUAGUUGUAAACUUAAGUAAAUAAAUCAGGAAUAAUGGUAGAAUGAGUUAUGUCUUUUUGAGGGCAGCUAGAGGCUAGAGAACACAAUUUUUAACUCUAUGAGAACACCCAUGAUACAAAGAAAACAAGGUAUGAUCGAUAGCAGCUACAAUUUCGUUCAGUUUGCGCAUACCACAUGUGACGUCAUACGCCAUACAAAGAAAUAUCCAUAUUGUUCAAUUGUCACUAAUAAAAAAGGCCUAAAUAGGGAAGAAUUAAGACAUAACCUCAAAAGUUAUGUCAAAUCAUUGAGCUUGACAUUUCCCCAUUUAUUAUGUGUGCUUGCCAACCAAUGGAGCAGUUAGCACCUGUGACGUAAUCACCAAACCUGCGCAAUAUCAUACCUUGUUUUCUUUGUAUCAUGGAGAACACCAAUUUUGAUGUAUGACUGUAUGACCACAAUAAAACAAAUUUGGAGAUACGUCCCUUUGUGUGCAAGCCAACGAUAUAUGUAAAAAAAACAAAUUAUAGGAAAAAUUCAUUCAUAAAGAGCAAAAACCCCAUACACCGGCGGGUAUAUUGGCCAAUUUGAUAUGACAUGGGCCAAAUGUGCGGAUAAAACUAUUUAAAACUGUCACGGGACAAAACCGCAGCUAAUAAAUUGAAGGAUUUAAAGGACAUGUUUGAAAAUGUGUAGUUUGAAAUGUUGAAAAAGUAGUAAAUUAAAGAAAAUAUUUUUUUACGCGUAAAAAAUAGUAUUUUGCGUGUAACGUAUACCUAAGGAAUGAUCGAAACGAACGGCGUCCAGUUGGCUUGGAAUGAACAUUGAUUACAUUACCCAUAUAAUUUUACAUAUAAAAUGACAGCGAUCUUCAUUUCAUAGCCAUCGCUGA